Molecule: messenger RNA, 1541 nt
Organism: Dermacentor albipictus
Lineage: Eukaryota; Metazoa; Arthropoda; Arachnida; Ixodida; Ixodidae
Source: RefSeq, a predicted model, not a curated record
CGAAGGUGAGAGGAACAGAGCAAAGUGUGAGAAUGGCAGGUAAGGAGGGGACUAUCGAAACGGCGAAUCAGAAGCCUCAUUUUGUCGCAACGUCAUGCAGACUUGCGAACCAAUGAACGCGUAGCAGACUGGUUAAAAGGUGAGCCCGGAGCCAGCAAAUCGUCAGACGUCUCUGCAGUUGCAGCCAUGAAGAUCUCCAGAGUCUUCUGCCUUGUCUUCGGCCUCCUACUCUGCCCAGUCUGCGAAGCCAAGCUGGGCCUCGCCUUGGCACCGUACGUGUGGGCUAGUAACCUGGCCAAGGAUACGGCGCAGACGCUGGUCGCCUACAAGCUGUCUCUGGCUACGAAGGCGCUCGCCAUGAUCACCGGUAAUCGUUCCUUCAGGGCCACCAUCUCCUACGACUCUCAGCUGGAGCGCUACGAAGACGCUCCCGCAGCGGCCGUUGAAGACGACUUGGUCCGGGGUGCUCUUAGGAGAGUCGCAUCCAUUACGGCUCCUCCGAAUCCAGUCUAUGUAGAAAACGAGGUAAAAGUUGAGUGGCCGCCCAGCGUGACGAAGCCAGUGAUGCGCCUUCCUACGCUGCCGCCGAUGCCCAGAGUUGUGCCCAUGAUUGUGGCGCCUGACUUUUUCCCUAAGAUCGUGGUUCCCCAUCUUCCAUGGAUUCUUGUGCCCAAGCUGUGGGUCCCCAAGAUUGUCAUGUCGGAGGUUGCUUUUCCCGACGUCCUGCAGUCCAAGCUUGACCUGCUGACCAGCAAGAUGAACAACCUUGGGAGCAAGUCCGCCGCCAUUCUUGGCGGUCCGAAGUACGCAAGCGGAUAUGUUCAGGGCGGCUUCCGCGUUGGUCAUGGCGCUGGACCCAUCGCUGACGUCCAGCUGGGUUCCAAUCCUGAGCCGACUCCAGUCUCCCCCGUCAAGCCACGACAGUUGACCGUUGUGCAAGAGAACCCUCAGCUCGAGCAGAACGUGACCACCGCGUCAGCGCCCGUCAACCACAGCCGUCCUGUCCGUUCCGUCGACGCCGGCGAGAUGGGCCGUUACUUUAGGUUUAUUCAAGCCAAUGACGAAGGGCGCUGCGUAGCCCUGAUGGUUUGCUCCAUGGCCGCACACCCCCAACACUUUGGCGUCUACGGUCGCAAAGUCGCCGACUUCUUCGAUGACGUCAAGCCCUCGGUGUUCUCCCCUGUGGCGCCCUACAAGGAGGCGUCGCGUGUCGGUCGCAGUGGGCGUUCGUGUCGAUACCGCUAUUCGGAUUGCCGGAUGGAUCCCAAGUACCUGGCCCGGCUCGGUGAAUCGCAUGUCCACGUGCUCUAGAGUGCAGCGGGCCCGGAGUUACUCCUCUUCACCCACAUGUAUAGCGCGGCCCAUGUAUAUAGACUUCAUUUAUGUGCAUACAGCUCACGCUGAUGUGCUCAUCAGUCAUGUAUAGUCAUACAGCUGUAUAUGCAUAUGUGUGUAUAUAAUUGCAUGCAUAUAACUGACCGGUUGCCCAUUCGCAAUGUAGAACGCUGUAAAUAUUGUAAAUAAAGGUAUAUUUAUUUUUA